Messenger RNA from Neurospora hispaniola, 1266 nucleotides. Its product is annotated as Thioesterase/thiol ester dehydrase-isomerase. Lineage: Eukaryota; Fungi; Ascomycota; Sordariomycetes; Sordariales; Sordariaceae. The coding region runs from base 312 to 1241 and encodes 309 amino acids. Gene Ontology annotation, cellular component: mitochondrion. The record is from RefSeq and is a predicted model, not a curated record. The transcript is spliced from 3 exons. Gene Ontology annotation, molecular function: fatty acyl-CoA hydrolase activity.
UGCCCAUCAUCCCAUCUGUUAGGUAGCGGAGCCCCACCCCGGCUAACCCCGCUGCCGAGAAUGACGGGCUCGAUCUACCGAUUGACGACGACGGCCAGGCCGAGGCCCGGAUCACCGGAUUGAACGUCAACCGAACCAACUCCCAUUCCUUGGCUCCGCUCCGCUCACUUACAGCAUCUUGAUUAUUGAUCACAUCAUGAAUUGAGUUUCGCAUUCUCAUCCUGCUCAAACUUACCUCUACUUGCCGUUUCUGAUUCCUCUCACACGUCCCUUAACUGCUGCUCCGUUAUCGCAGUCAUCGCAACGCAACCAUGCCGCCAACUCUCCCCGUUAUCCCACACUCCGGCCGGUAUCUUCUCACCCGCACCAUCACCCAACACCUACAAAGAACCACCACCAGCACCACCCGCCGCAUCUCAACAUCCCCUUUCCUCACCACCCAUCACCACAGCAAAUCCCCCAUUAUCACUUCCCUCGACCAACAAAUCCCCAAACCCCCACCCAAGAAAUGGAUCACCGACCUCCCUGCCCGCCUGGGGAAAUGCAUCAUCUUUGGCUGUUCUCCCUCUCAGAUUAGAGAUGCGUCGGUGAUCUUGAGAGCGGUGGCGACGGAGUGGCGGGGGUUGUUGGCGGGUGCGGAAGGGUUCUUGACGGGCGGGAGGAGGGGAGUGGAUUCGCGAGAGGUGGUCUGGGGGGAGAUGGAUAGUUUUGGCCACGUAAACAACGUCAACUACUACCGCUACGCCGAAUCCGCACGAGUCAACUGGAUCACCAACUUCUCCGUGCACGUCGACCCAGCUCACAGGCAAGAGUGGGCGGAACUAAUGCAGCCAAAGGCCAUCGGUCUAAUCAUGAAGUCCCUAAAGUGUGAUUUCAAAUUCCCAAUGGUCUACCCCGACCGUAUCUCCGUCUACCACCGCCUCUCCACGCCGCCCCAGCACGGACAAACCAGCUUCCACCUCGACUGCAUCGUCCUCUCGCACCAACAUCGCCGCGCCGCUGCCCGGCUGGAAGAAGACGUCGUCAUCUACGACUAUCGCAAGGCAGGCAAGACGGCCAUGCCCGAGUUUAUGUUGACUCAGUUUGAGAAGACGUGGAAGUUGCAGCAGGAGGAGACGAUCAGGGCGCGCAAGAGGAUAUGGGAAUUGAUUGCCGGAGUGGAGAGGUUAGAGAGGGAGACGUGGGAUCGAGAAGGUGCGAAGGAGGAUAUGGGCAGUGCGGUCAAGGGGUCUUCGUCUUGAAUAAGGAUGACGGGAGCGACAUAGG